This is a messenger RNA of Rhodotorula graminis WP1, 1395 nucleotides long. RefSeq lists its product as uncharacterized. Lineage: Eukaryota; Fungi; Basidiomycota; Microbotryomycetes; Sporidiobolales; Sporidiobolaceae. The transcript is spliced from 6 exons. The record is from RefSeq and is a predicted model, not a curated record. The coding region runs from base 1 to 1395 and encodes 464 amino acids.
AUGCAGCGCAGGGUCAGCUACGUCCACUCGGACGCACUCACUCAGGCAGCCGACCGCCUCCCGUCCAACCUCGGCCGCGCCACGCUCGUGGACCGCCUCAUCUCGUCCCUCGACCUCAUCAUCAUCGACCCCGACACGGCUGCACCCGCAGAGCGAGGCCGGGCACGCACUGUCCCGCCACAGCCCGCUACGAGAGCCGACCUUGUGCGCUUCCACGACCCGCGCUACAUCGACGCCAUCCUUGGCACCCACGACGACGACUCUUCCUCUUCCUCCUCCUCGAGCGACGCCUCCUCGUCCUCCUCGCCGCCGCCCCAGCCCACUUUCGGCCUCGCCUCCGACUCGAUCGAGCGCCCCAACAAGCGCCGCAAGACCGACACCGACACGCUCGGCCUCCAGGACGACUGCCCCGUCUUCGCCGGCCUGCCCGACUAUGCACGCCUCGUCGCCGGCGCCUCGAUGACGGCGGCGAGGGAGCUGCGCGACGGGCGAGCCGACAUCGCCAUCAACUGGACGGGCGGGCGUCACCACGGCAAGAGAGGCGAGGCCGCCGGGUUCUGCUAUGUCAACGACAUCGUCCUCGCCAUUAUGGAGCUGCGCUCGGCGCCGCAGCGCGCGCUGCCUCCCUCCUCCUCGCCCUCCCCGUCUCCUCCGAGCUCGCCUCGCCCUCUGGACGACGCCCCGUCCGCAUCCUCGCCCCCACCGAGCGCUCCCGCCACGUAUCCCUCGCGCAUCUCGCGCGUCCUGUACCUCGACCUCGACCUGCACCACGGCGACGGCGUCGAGUCGGCCUUCCUCGCAUCGCCCUACGUCCUCACCCUCUCGACCCACCUCCACGCCCCGCUCUUCUACCCCGCGACCGGCGCGCUCGAGUCGACCGGCCCGCCGGGCGAGCCCCGCGCAAAGGGCGCGUACCACGCGCUCAACGUGCCGCUCGAGCCGGGCGCAGGCGAGGACACGCUCAGGAGGGUUUGGGCGAGCUGCGUCGAAAGGGUCAAGGAGGCGUUCCAGCCCGACGCGGUCGUGCUCCAGCUUGGGACGGACGGGCUCGCCGGCGACCCGUGCAAGGAGUGGAACCUGUCGCUGUCGGCGCUCGGGUUCGCCGUUGAGCGCGUCCUGAGCUGGAACAAGCGCACGCUCCUCCUCGGCGGCGGCGGGUACCACUCGCCGAACGCCGCUCGCGCAUGGGCCUACCUCACCUCUGUCGCUCUCGGCCGCCCGCUCCCGCUCGACACGCCCAUCCCGCCCGACCUCCCCUCGUCGACGUACGAGCUCUUUGGGCCCGACUGGACCCUCGACGUGCCCGAGGCGUACGGCGUGCGCGAUCGCAAUGGCGACGAGUCGCUCGGCAGGGUCGAGAGCGCGUUCGAGGGCUCGGGUGUCGAGCUACCCUGA